UAGAAGGCAGAUAGCGCAGAUAUGACUCUACAUAUAUCAGUCAGAGGUGGAAUUUUGUUCCAAUUUUGGGGAAAGUCAAAAGGUGAAAAUUAACAUCUAACAUAUUGGGGAAGAAAAAAAAAGGAAAAACAAACGAACACGAUUCUACUUGCAAUAGGAGGAAAAAUCUAAAAGAAACGGUGCAUUUGUACUCUGCUUUAUUAAGAUUCCACAAAGAUUUUAUCGUUAAACGCCAUACUACACUACACCCCGAAGAAAGAGAUCAGCGAUGGCUUGCACGACUGUAUUCCGCGGCGUUUGCUUGUCAGAACCAUGGCGCCCUUUUCAUCAAAAUCGCGCCUCCGCUUCUUCUUCAUCGCUUGCGCCCGCGUGGGUACCUGUAAAACCAAGGUCAUGUAGCGGAGUUAGGGCUGGCGUUCGAGAUUUUCACUGCAGACGAACAGGUCCUUUGAAUUGUUCUAAUGGGGAAAUGCCUUCUUCCUCUUCUCAAGACGACCAGGGUCCCCCUCAAGAAGCCGUCCUCAAAGCUAUUUCAGAAGUGUCAAAGACGGAAGGAAGGGUUGGACAAACAACAAAUGUUGUUAUUGGAGGUACAGUGACAGAUGACUCAACUAACGAAUGGCUUACUCUGGAUCAGAAGGUAAACUCAUAUCCAACAGUUAGAGGGUUUACUGCAAUUGGGACAGGAGGUGAUGAUUUUGUGCAAGCCAUGGUUGUUGCUGUUGAAUCAGUACUUCAACAUCCAAUCCCAGAGGGUCGUGUUAGGCAGAAAUUGUCUUCGAGGGGAAAGUAUGUGUCUGUAAAUAUUGGACCUGUUCAAGUAUUUUCUAGUGAGCAGGUCCAGGCUGUGUACAAUGCCAUGAGGAGAGACGAUAGGAUGAAAUACUUUUUGUAGAGAACAAACGUUAUGACUUGUGAUGUUUCGUAUAUUUUUUAUAGAAGGCAAAUUAAUAUUGGGCUCUUAUUACUACUCCA
Messenger RNA from Nelumbo nucifera (sacred lotus), 975 nucleotides. RefSeq lists its product as uncharacterized. Lineage: Eukaryota; Viridiplantae; Streptophyta; Magnoliopsida; Proteales; Nelumbonaceae. The record is from RefSeq and is a predicted model, not a curated record.